CAGUGGCGGGAUGGGGCCGGUGCCUGAUGGCAGAACGGAGACUUCUUGUGCUUUUUGGCAGCCAGACUGGGACAGCUCAGGACACAGCGGAGAGGAUUGGGAGAGAAGCCAAGCGCCGGCAUUUGCGGUGCCGAGUGGAGGCCCUGGACAGCUGUGAUGUGGCCAACCUCAUCCAUGAGCCUUUGGUGGUGUUUGUGUGUGCAACGACUGGCCAGGGAGACCCACCUGACAACAUGAAGAUGUUCUGGCGGUUCCUGUUCCGGAAGAACCUCCCUGCCGGCUCUCUGUGCCAGCUGGACUACGCUGUGCUGGGCCUCGGGGACUCCUCUUACCCCAAGUUUAAUUUCGUUGCAAAGAAGCUGCACAAACGGCUGCUUCAGCUUGGGGGCAACCCGCUGCUGCCAGUGGCCUUGGGAGAUGACCAGCAUGACCUGGGGCCAGAUGCAGUGGUUGAUCCCUGGCUCAUGGCCUUAUGGGACAAGAUCCUUGCCUUGUAUCCUCUCCCUCCUGGCCUUGAGAUCAUCAGUCCCGACGUGCGCCUGCCGCCCAAAUACACCCUGCACUACUUGCCUGAGGACUGCCCACAUCCCAACAGUGACCUGCUCCAGCUGACAACCCCUCAGGCUGCUCCCUGUGAGCUCCAUCCCUUCGCUGCCCGCGUGGUGUCCAACCAGAGGGUCACGGCACAAUCCCAUUAUCAGGAUGUCCGGCUCAUCGAGUUUGACAUCGCGGGCUCAGGGAUCACGUUCAGUGCAGGGGACGUGGUGAUGAUCCAGCCCCAGAACUGCCCUGAAGAUGUGCAGCAGUUCUGCCAGCUCCUGCACCUGGAGCCACACAGACACUUUGUGCUGAAGUCCACGGAGCCUGGCACACCCCUCCCUCCUCUUCUGCCACAGCCCUGCACCAUCCAGUACCUGGUCACACACUACCUGGACAUCUCCUGUGUGCCACGGCGCUCAUUCUUUGAGCUCCUGGCCUACUUCUCUAUGAACGAGCUGGAGCGGGAGAAACUGCAGGAGUUCAGCUCAGCACAGGGCCAGGAGGAGCUGUACAGCUACUGCAACCGGCCCCGCAGGACCACGCUGGAGGCCCUGUGGGAUUUCCCUCACACCACGUGUGCCAUCCCAGCCGAUUACUUGCUGGACCUCAUCCCUCGCAUCAGACCCCGUGCCUUCUCCAUCGCCUCCUCCAUGCUGGCCCAUCCCGAGCGGAUGCAGAUCCUCGUGGCUGUGGUGCGGUACAAGACACGGCUCAGCAAACCCCGCCAUGGGCUCUGCUCCACUUGGCUGGCUUCUCUCAACCCAGAGCAGGGUGAUGUCCGGGUACCUCUUUGGGUGAAGAAAGGAGGAAUGAAGUUCCCAGCUGACCCUGCCACCCCUGUGAUCAUGAUUGGCCCUGGCACAGGGGUGGCACCUUUCCGAGCAGCGAUACAGGAGCGGGUGGCACUGGGGCAUAGAGGGAACUGCCUCUUCUUUGGCUGCCGACACAAAUCCAAAGACUUCUACUGCCAGACAGAAUGGGAAGAGCUGGUGACAAAGGGCCUCCUGACACUCUUCACGGCCUUCUCCAGGGACCAGUGCCGUGUUUCCCUGCAGGAGGAGAAGGUUUAUGUCCAGCACCGCAUCCAGGAGAAUGGGAGGCUGGUGUGGGAGCUGCUGAGCAGUGGGAAUGCUCAUGUCUACCUGGCUGGGAAUGCCAAGGAGAUGCCAGCAGCUGUGGCUAAGGCCUUGCAGUCGGUGUUGCAGCUGGAGGGUGGCCUGUCCCCCUCGGAAGCAGAGGAGCAUUUAACAGCCCUGGAACGGUCCCAGCGCUUCCAGUCUGAAACCUGGUCAUGAGCCUGGCUCCCUGCCUCUGCCUCCCCACAGACUGCCUGAAUA
Cinclus cinclus is the source of this 1877-nucleotide messenger RNA. RefSeq names its product NADPH dependent diflavin oxidoreductase 1 (gene NDOR1). The coding region runs from base 27 to 1835 and encodes 602 amino acids. The record is from RefSeq and is a predicted model, not a curated record. The transcript is spliced from 15 exons. Lineage: Eukaryota; Metazoa; Chordata; Aves; Passeriformes; Cinclidae. Gene Ontology annotation, cellular component: cytosol. Gene Ontology annotation, molecular function: FMN binding; NADPH-hemoprotein reductase activity; flavin adenine dinucleotide binding.